This is a messenger RNA of Aplosporella prunicola CBS 121167, 630 nucleotides long. RefSeq lists its product as uncharacterized. The record is from RefSeq and is a predicted model, not a curated record. Lineage: Eukaryota; Fungi; Ascomycota; Dothideomycetes; Botryosphaeriales; Aplosporellaceae. Gene Ontology annotation, biological process: mRNA splicing, via spliceosome. Gene Ontology annotation, cellular component: U2AF complex; spliceosomal complex. The transcript has 3 exons. Gene Ontology annotation, molecular function: pre-mRNA 3'-splice site binding; metal ion binding. The coding region runs from base 1 to 630 and encodes 209 amino acids.
AUGGCCAACUACCUAGCGUCUAUCUUCGGCACCGAGCAAGACAAAGUCAACUGCAGCUUCUACUACAAGAUCGGGGCAUGUCGGCACGGGGACCGGUGCUCGCGCAAGCACGUCAAGCCGUCGUACUCGCAGACGAUUCUGCUGCCCAAUCUCUACCAGAACCCGGCCUACGACCCUAAGAGCACCAUGAAUGCUAGCCAGCUGCAGAACCACUUCGACGCCUUCUACGAGGACUUUUGGUGCGAGAUGUGCAAGUUUGGCGAGAUUGAGGAGGUGGUUGUCUGUGAUAAUAAUAACGACCACCUCAUUGGCAACGUAUACGCGCGGUUCAAAUACGAAGACAGCGCGCAACAAGCGUGCGACGCGCUGAACGCGCGCUGGUACGCCGCGCGGCCCAUCUACUGCGAACUCUCCCCCGUAACCGAUUUCCGCGAGGCAUGCUGCCGCCUCAACAGCGGCGAGGGCUGCGUCCGCGGCGGCUUCUGCAACUUCAUCCACCGCAAGGUCCCUAGCCCCGAGCUGGAGCGCGAGCUCGACCUCUCGACCAAGAAGUGGCUGCGCAUGAGGGGUAGGGAUCAGCGCAGUGAGAGUCGGAGCCCCAGCCCUGAGCCGACGCGGCGGAGGCAUUGA